AUGGCCCAUUUUACAGAUGACGUUGUUGGAAAUGUUGAAAAUUUUCAUGAAGAUUUCAUUUCUUCUUUGGAUGAUGAGUCAUUGAUCCGUUAUGUUGAGGAGCUAUCUCAAGAGAACAUCAGACCAGCUGGAUCACAGCAUUUAGAUGAUCUACUCAUAGAUGACAAAAUAAAAAAUGUCACUAAUUUAAAUUUUAGUGAGAAGAAUAAAAUUGCUAAGGUUGAGGAACAAGUUCAUUCCGAUGAUCGUAGCUCUAAUUCAAAUAUAGUGAAGACAGCUCAUUAUGGCCGGGGACAAUAUUUUAGAGAUAAAGAAUUUAAGCAACUUCAACAAGAUCAAAAAUUAGUUCAGGAAAACCAAGAUAAAAUUAAAAUAUUUAAAAAUUGUGUCAUAUAUAUUAAUGGAUACACUGAUCCAGAUAGAUUGGUUUUACAUAAAUUAAUAGUGAUCCAUGGUGGUAAAUUCCUUCAUCAUAUGACAUCUAAGGGAAGGGUUACUCAUAUUGUAGCGACUAAUUUACCAUUGAAGAAAAGGGUAGAGUUUGCUAAGUAUAAAGUAAUAACACCGGAGUGGAUUUUAGAUUCAGUAAAGGCUGAAGUACUGCAGCCAUGGCAAGAAUAUUCUUUAUUGGAAACAAACGAUUAUAGGCAACCAAAAUUGGAUCUAGCAAACCGAACUAAUAAAAAUGACAAUUAUUCAGAAAUGAAUAUCGACUGUAAUAGUCCUUUAUUUGUUGAAAAUUAUUUUAAAAAUUCCAGAUUGCAUCAUUUAUCACUCUGGAAAAGUGAUUUGAGAGAUCAAUUUUUGAAGAAAUAUAGAGAUAAUAAAAUUUUACAGCGUUCUAUACCUAAACAAAAUGAUCAGUUGACUAUUCUUCAUAUUGAUUUUGAUUCUUUUUUUGCUAGUGUGGCUACAUUAGUUGCUAUAAGAGAUAGAAAUCUUAACAUUAAUUUAAAAAAAGAUGCUAUUUUAGUUUGCCACGGUUCUAAUAAUUCAGAUAUAGCCAGUUGUAAUUAUGUUGCAAGAAAUUUGGGCAUUAAAAAUGGAAUGUGGGUUUCUCAUGCAAAAAAGUUGUGUCCACCAGGAACUGUCUUGACCUGUUUACCUUAUAAUUUUCAAGAGUUUGAAGCUGCUUCUAAAAUUUUAUAUAAUUGCUUAAAUAAUUCUGGCUUAUUUGAUAUGGUACUUCCUGUGUCUAUUGAUGAAGCAAUAUGUGUUAUGGUCAAUAGAAAUUACAGUAAAAAUGAAGUUGAAGAUAUCUGUAAAACAGUGAGGAGCAACAUUGAAGCUGAGGCAAGAGGAUGCAAGAUUAGUAUUGGGUGUGCAAAUUCACUUGUAUUGGCACGGUUGGCGUUGAAAUUAGCCAAACCUGAUGGAUACCAUAUACUGGAUCAAGAUGAAUUUAAUAAUAAUUCUUCUAAUUCAAAUUUAAAAUUUUGGUCUCAAUUCAAAAUAAAUGACCUACCAGGUAUUGGAUAUUCUAUUGUUCAGAAAUUGAGUGAUUAUUUUGGUCUUAAAAAAGGUGCAACAGUAGAGCAAUUAAUUAAAGUAUCAACUAUGGAAAAACUAAAACUAUGUACUGGCUCUAAAGUUAGUUCUAAAAUUAGUUUAGCAAUUUCUGGUAAAGAUGAUGAAGAAAGCAGUAAACUUCUAUUUCAGCCACUUGAACUUUUCCAAAGAAAGACACUUUCCAUGGAGAUAAAUUGGGGUAUUCGAUUUGAGAAUAUUCAACAGGUUGAUGUUUUUAUUUCUAGAUGUGUCGAAUAUCUACUGAAGAAGUUACAAGAAUUACAAAAAAGUGUAGCUCAAAUAACACUGAAAAUAAUGAAACGAGCAGCUGGUGCUAUGGUUGAUCCGCCAAAAUAUAUGGGUAUGGGAAAAUGUGAUGCUUUCAGUAGAAGUAGUAAUUUUGGAAUAGGUGCAACAGACCAUGGAACAAUUUCUACUGAAUUAAAAAAUUUAUUCAGGACACUUAGUUGCCCUCCUAAAGAGCUGCGUGGUGUAUCUAUCCAAUUUACUAAACUUACCGAUUUGGCGGAAAACAUAAACCAAUAUAAAUUACCUUUCAAGAAAGUUAUUUCACUACAGACAGUUAACAAUCUUCCAAGUGAUCUAAAAUUAAAAUUUGAAACUGAAAUUAAAAGAAGAAACAUUGAAAUUAAACAGACGAAUAAAUCACCUUCAUCAAAAGUAUUGAUACCAAAAAACGUACUCAAAAAGUACUCACCCACUAAACAAGAAGAAGAUUUUUUGAAAGAAUUGCCCACUCAAAUACGAAAUGAGGUUGCUAGCAAUCUCAUAAUAGAAAAGAAGAUAAAAGAUUCUAAAGUUGAAGAUUUGCAUUUAAUGGUCCAAACAAAGAAAAACCUAAUAGAAAAUAGUAAAGAUCAUUUUCAAGGGAAUAAUAGUAUUUUCCAACCAAUUAGUUUUCAAGGUCAAACUUCCUUUAAGAAGAUAUGCAAAUUAGUACGAGAGUGGGUAUCUACAACAUUACUUGAAAAGGGACCACAUAAAAGAGAUACUAAAUUGUUUAAAAAAUAUCUUUUAAAAUUAUCCAAUUCCAAUCGUCUUUUUCUUAUUUUACAAUUGAUUAAGUUAGUUUCACAAAUAUUGACUCUGAAUCGCAUUAAAGCUAAUGGCAUUGAUGGAUCAAUUAAUGUCGGGUUUAUGGAAUGGGAGAAAAUAUUACUUAAAGAAAUGAUUCCCAUUCUCAAUAAAAGUGGGAACUCUUUUCAAUCAAAACAAAAACUGGAGUUUGAGUUUGAUAUAUAA
This is a messenger RNA of Tetrapisispora phaffii CBS 4417, 2772 nucleotides long. RefSeq names its product deoxycytidyl transferase (gene REV1). The coding region runs from base 1 to 2772 and encodes 923 amino acids. Gene Ontology annotation, cellular component: nucleus. The transcript has a single exon. Gene Ontology annotation, biological process: error-free translesion synthesis; error-prone translesion synthesis. Lineage: Eukaryota; Fungi; Ascomycota; Saccharomycetes; Saccharomycetales; Saccharomycetaceae. The record is from RefSeq and is a predicted model, not a curated record. Gene Ontology annotation, molecular function: DNA-directed DNA polymerase activity; damaged DNA binding; deoxycytidyl transferase activity.